This is a messenger RNA of Eublepharis macularius, 8922 nucleotides long. RefSeq names its product xenotropic and polytropic retrovirus receptor 1 (gene XPR1). Gene Ontology annotation, molecular function: inositol hexakisphosphate binding. The coding region runs from base 229 to 2301 and encodes 690 amino acids. NCBI's taxonomy places the organism in Eukaryota, Metazoa, Chordata, Lepidosauria, Squamata, Eublepharidae. Gene Ontology annotation, biological process: phosphate ion transport; cellular response to phosphate starvation. The transcript has 15 exons. Gene Ontology annotation, cellular component: Golgi apparatus; cytoplasm; plasma membrane. The record is from RefSeq and is a predicted model, not a curated record.
ACCCUGAGCCGGGGCGGAGGGGAGCGCGAGGGGCCGGGGACGCGCGGCAGGAGGGAGCCCAUGUGCGGUGGGGGCGGCACCACCCCUGGCCGGUCUCCGCCCGCAGAAGCGCCGCCAGGAGGCACCUCAGUCGGGUCCCGCCUCCGCCGAGCCGGCUCCGGGGCCGCCGAGUGAAGGUGAAGGGAGAAGAGGAGGCCGGCGAGGGCUGGCCGGCGAGGCGGAGGCAGCAUGAAGUUCGCCGAGCACCUCUCCGCGCACAUCACCCCGGAGUGGCGGAAGCAGUACAUCCAGUAUGAGGCUUUUAAGGAGAUGCUGUAUGCAGCUCAGGACCAGGCUCCUUCUAUAGAAGUCACAGACGAAGACACAGUGAAGAGAUAUUUUGCCAAGUUUGAAGAGAAAUUCUUCCAAACCUGUGAGAAGGAACUUGCCAAAAUUAACACUUUUUAUUCAGAAAAGCUUGCAGAAGCUCAGCGUAGGUUUGCUACACUACAGAAUGAGUUACAGUCAACUUUGGAUGCACAGAAAGAAAACAGCGGUCUUACCGCACUGCGGCAGCGUAAAAAGCCGGUCUUCCACCUGUCCCAUGAGGAGCGUGUUCAGCAUAGGAACAUCAGAGACCUGAAACUGGCCUUCAGUGAGUUCUACCUCAGCCUCAUCCUGCUGCAGAACUAUCAGAAUCUGAAUUUCACCGGAUUCCGUAAGAUCCUGAAGAAACAUGACAAGAUCCUGGAGACACCCCGAGGUGCGGAUUGGAGAGUGGCGCACGUUGAAGUGGCACCAUUCUACACCUGCAAGAAAAUCAAUCAGCUCAUCUCUGAAACGGAGACGGUGGUGACAAAUGAAUUGGAAGAUGGAGAUCGACAGAAAGCCAUGAAGCGGUUACGUGUCCCACCUCUGGGAGCAGCUCAGCCUGCCCCAGCCUGGACCACCUUCAGAGUUGGGCUGUUCUGUGGGAUAUUCAUUGUGUUGACCGUUACCCUCAUAAUUUCAGGUGUGUUCAAUAUGGAAGGAACAAAUGUGUGGCCACUCAUAAGAAUCUAUCGAGGUGGUUUUCUCCUGAUAGAAUUCCUCUUUCUCCUCGGCAUAAACACGUAUGGCUGGAGGCAAGCUGGUGUGAAUCAUGUCCUCAUCUUUGAACUCAACCCCCGCAGUAACUUGUCCCAUCAGCAUCUUUUUGAGAUUGCUGGAUUCCUUGGGACAUUGUGGUGCCUGAGCCUACUGGCAUGUAUAUAUGGUAAAACCACCCCAAUUCUUAUGCAGAUGAACCCACUUAUCCUGUAUGGAUUCAUGUUGCUGUUUCUCAUUAAUCCCACCAAAACCUUGUACUACAAGUCGCGUUUUUGGCUGCUCAAACUCUUGUUUCGGGUGUUCACAGCCCCUUUCCAUAAGGUGGGCUUCGCGGAUUUCUGGCUGGCUGAUCAGCUUAACAGUCUGGCUGUGAUUCUCAUGGACCUGGAAUACAUGAUCUGUUUUUACAGCUUUGAGCUCAACUGGGGGGACAAGUUGGCAGAUCCAGCUCCUAAGUUUUGCAACUCCUAUGCCUAUGGUGUGCGAGCAGUUGUUCAAUGCAUUCCUGCUUGGUUGAGAUUCGUCCAGUGCCUGCGCCGAUACCGUGAUACCAAACGGGCCUUUCCCCACCUGGUUAAUGCUGGCAAAUAUUCCACUACCUUCUUCAUGGUGACAUUUGCAGCCCUUUACAGCACUCACAAAGAUCAAAAACACAUCGACCACCGAGUGUUCCUCUACCUGUGGAUCGUCUUCUAUUUUAUCAGCUCCUGCUACACUCUUAUCUGGGACUUGAAGAUGGACUGGGGUCUCUUUGACAAGAAUGCUGGUGAAAACACCUUCUUGCGAGAGGAGAUUGUCUACCCACAAAAGGCCUACUACUAUUGUGCCAUUGUUGAGGAUGUGAUAUUGCGUUUCACAUGGACUAUCCAGGUCUCCCUUACCACCAUGGAGAUUUCUCCAUAUGCCUCAGACAUCAUUACCACUGUGUUUGCACCACUUGAAGUUUUCAGGCGGUUUGUGUGGAAUUUCUUCCGACUGGAGAACGAGCAUCUGAACAACUGUGGCGAGUUCCGUGCCGUCCGGGACAUUUCCGUGGCACCACUGAAUGCGGACGAUCAGACGCUGCUUGAGCAGAUGAUGGACCAGGAGGAUGGUGUCCGAAACCGCCAGAAAAACCGGGCAUGGAAACGUAGCCAGAGUGUGUCCUUGCACCGACCCCGUCUUGCUUCACAGUCCAAGGCUCGAGACACCAAGGUGUUAAUAGAAGACACAGAUGAUGAAGCCAACACAUGAAACGUCCGCAGAGCCUAGUUCCACAUCCUUUGUUCCCUCUUGCUUUACUACCCUCCCCCCAACCAAUCCAACCUCUGGUACAGUUGCAGCUGAAUACAGGAGAAAAAUCUGAACACACUUUCUGAGCUCUUCCGGACCGGAUCCUAUGGACUCCAACAAGCUCACUGUGUUUUCUUUUAUUUUCUUCUGGUUUUUAAUUUGAUUUCUCGUUUUUGUUUUUUUCAAAUUAAAAAAAAAACCAACAACUUCGUUUUUGCCAAUCAGAGGGACACUUUAAGGAAGGAACUGUCUUAAAGAUUGUUUACAAUCUCAACAAGGACAAAUAAUCUGGAUGAAGAACAAGCAUCGCCGUAGGGACUCCCUAAUGGGACUCUGCCGAGAACUCACUCAGUCUCUGCUCAGUCCAGUUUUGACUGGUUGAAACUGGACCUGCGUUUUUAACUCUGGCUCGUUCUCUCUCUCUCUCUCUCUCUCUCUCUUUCUCUCUUCGUUGGUUUUUUCCUUCAUAUCUAGCGCCAAGGCACUUGCUGCACUUGCCGGAAAAGUGCACUUAGAGCAGUACCUUCAUUCACGAAGCUACUUUUUAAUUUGAUGUAACUUUCUUAUAACUUUUUGAAAAUAUGACAUAUUUGUUGCACAUAGUUUUCACCAUUAUUUAUGAUAGUUAACAAUCAAUUCAAGAAAGGUUUGAAGUCCUGUGCAAUGAAAGUGGUAACUCUCUAAAGACAAGGCAAGUGGUGGGGAGGGAAGGAGACGUAGAUCCUGGAUCACUCUUGUGAGGUUAAGCCUAUUGAAAUACCUCUUUGAUGAGAGAACUUGCACUGGUUUGACCUGGCAUUUCCCCCCCCCCUUUUAUUUUAAGCCAAAGUUUCUCUGAUGGGUUUUGCUUGCUGCUGGUAGCCCUCCAGGAACCUGGGCACCCUUUUAGCCGGCUCAUCCUUGUUGUCCGUUUCUUUUUCUCUCUCUUUUUUAUAACGUGGCUGUGCGGAAAUAAUAUCGAUGACCUUUUAGAUUUCUGGUGGAGAAAGGUUAGUUCCAGCUAAGCCUGUGCAGGCCUCCAGACACCCAGACGAAAACAGAGCCUUAGUUUGAUGGUGGAGAAUGGCUUUCAUUCUAACGAGCUGAGUCUCUAGGGCAUUAUCUAUCCGUUUCUAAAUAGGGAGUUACUGCAUUGUUCCAUUCACUUCAGCUAGAUCAUCCGUGAACACCUUGGAAGUAAGCGAGGGAAUGGUCUGCUUUGUUCGAGGGUUAUUAGGUGGUGCGUCCAGCAGCCCAUUUGGCGGCCUGGCAGACCCUCCAGAGUUUGUCAUUUAGAUAACUUCGAUGUUAUGUAGAUUCUAAAAGACUGAGGAAGUUGGUAUUGCAAUAGAAAGGGCUUUUUACUGCUUUUUUUUAAAACACAAAAACAAAGAAAAACUUUUGCCUAACUUUGGCAAAGACUUGUCUGACAAUCACUGGCCAAGGACAUCCUCAGGUUCGCUUUUGUUUCCUUUUUUUAAAAAACAAAGCACCUCUCUCUCCCCUCUCCUACACCGAUCCUAAUUUCCAGUUUAGUGCUAGGUCUGUCUUUUACAAGACUUCCAAUUGGACUUAAGAUAGGCAAAACGGCUGUACAGUUUUAGCAAAUUCAGUAGGGAAAAGAAGUGGCAAUUUAAAAAUCACAGAGCCUGUAGGACAGGACAGCCACACGAAUGUUGAAGGUGCCCAUACCCACUCCGCCCCUCACUCACCCUGCCUAGUCGCAAGCCUGCAUUGUGUGUGCUAAGCAUUUGUGCUUAACGUUAGCAAAUGAAAUCUUGUUUGUGCUCUGUUACACAGUGUGUGCGUGUGUGAAGUUGACACCAUAUACUAGGGGAAAUGAGUUCAGUUUUCCUUAACUUGGUCUCUAAUCCAGGAUUUGGUUUUGCAGAAAGGACUGCAGUGUCUUUUAAAAUCCUUUUUCAGGUUGCAGUUUGUUGCUGGUUCCUUUCUCUCAAGGAGCCCUCUUGGGUCUGCCAUCAGAGGCACCCUUUGAAACAAAGGAUUCUUCUUCCCCUUGUCUUAUAAUUGGAUCCUACUCAAUUAGUUAUUCCCCACCUAUCUUCCCAGGCCAUUCAAAAGACUUAUUCUAUGGGGCUUGUGUGUAUGUAUGUAUAUUUUGUUUCUUAAAUAAUAUGCAUAAUGUGCCUCUAGCCCAGAGGAACUGAAGGAAACCUACCUUAUUUGAUUCUGAACAACAACAGAAGAAUUCAAAGUUAAAGAGUGACUGCAAGUUGAGGUCUCUUUUUAGGCAAGAGAUUCAGAAAGUGAACCUUGGGCUCACUAGUAAUGUGUUAGAGCUUGUUGGGAUGCUGUACACUGGUGGCACAUUGUUCUGGUCAAACCACUAAGCUUUUAACACUGUGGAAAGAUAAUGGCAUAUUGCUAGUAAUAAGAGUAUUGGGAGUUACGUGGUAUUAGUCCUUUCUGACCAGAGCCACUUAGUAUUCCUAAGGCAGGCUGUUCCAAUAUCUAAAUAAUAGACUAAUAGAGAACCCCACACAUCCGUCCUCCUUGGAUAUCCCGCCACAGGCAUGCAUUGUUUGCUUGGACAAGAACAGACGCAUCUGUGGCAUGACAUGAAGAGACCCUUGACAGAUGUUUUUUUGGGAGGAGGGUUGUUCCAUUUCUCAUUCUGCAGUCCUAAGGUUUUGUUUUUUGAUUCAUGGAAUUGCAGGGUUUUGCGAGCAGCGUUACCCAUGACUCUUGAAGAAUUAAUUGCAUCUGCCUGUAAAUUUAAUAAGACGAGGUGAAAGGAGCAUUGACCUUACCAUGGGGUGCCAGUCAGUUGAAGUCAUGUGUCACCUGCAACUUCUUCCAGCCCAAAGUAUUCUAUGGUGGUUACUCUCAUUUAAGUUGCACAAAAGAAUGUGACAAAACUAGGAUUGGCCAGAAUGAAUAUCCUGACAUUAAAAAGUCCUACCAUCCAAUGAAUUCUGGCAGGAUAAAGAGAAGGGACUAAGACUGGAGUCAGAGUUGAAAAUGGCAUGUGAGAGUGACUGCCGUUUUGGUGUGCCUGAGAGGGGGGGGGGGUUGUUUUGUUUUGGUCCCACCUGGCCCUUUCUGGUCAACAGGUUUUGAAGCACUAUAGAAACCCUGUGCAUGAGGGGCAAUAAGGAGAGAAUUACGCAUAGUCAACAGCAGGCCCUGUUUCAUAACGCCAUCAACAUUCUGCAAAAAACUAUUGUCUGUCUCCAGUCCAUGAAAUUCAUUUUCUACAAGUGGACACGCUGCUAGGUUCAGAUACUGUGUCUCAGGAAAGUCCAACUGGCUAUAUAUUAUCCAUGUUUUGGAUAGAGAAGAGUAUUCUGCCCUCUCCAACAAUGAUCAACAUUCUAGAACAAAGCAAAAAUAUCCCCAAAUCAUUGUCAACAUGUUGGUGUGGAAGAUCUUACGAAACACACCAAACUUUAGGAGGCAGCUCUCUCCAAUGAAUGAGUUGCUUUGCAAUGUUGAAUAUUCUUGUCUUGAGAGCCAAUGUGGCCAUUCAGAAGAAUGGGAAUUACAGUGUCAAGUGUUUUUUGUUUUGCAUGUUAUGGAUGAAAAUGGAAUUUGUGGGUUUCGCUAAAGUAGAGAUUUGUGUGAUCCAGAGUUCAUCUCAAGUACACCAAUUUUACUGAUGAUGAGUGUUCCAGAUUCAGAAACGACUUUUCAAGACUGUUCCUUUAAUGUGUACACUUCCUGUGUUUCUGUCAUUACCCUGUUCUUAAACAAGGUAUCUUGGGAAGCUGCAUGGUUCUCAUAGGGGGUGGUCAAUGCAGAAUGGGAGUCCGCUAUAUAGUGACUACUAAUAUCAAGAAAAGGUAACGUUUUCUGAAUUCAGGGUACACACACACACACAAAAAAAACCUUCACAGAACACUGCACCAUUCUUCCCAAAACGAAAACCGGGAAAAAUGUGAUUUUUAAAAUGAUUUUUUUAGAGAUGGACAAUGGAUUGUUACUUGUGAUAUGUACACACACCCAGUUUCACAUCAGGCAAAUAAGGUGUUGCUGGUUUUUCUAUUAUUUCAAAAACAUGUAAAACCUGAUUGCCCCACAGGUGACAAAAAUACAGUGUAUGUCCGUGGCAAGCGAUGCCUCUCACUUAGGAGUUGCUGGGCUAGACCCCAAAGAGCAAGGAUUUCCUACCAACAAAGCACAAGCUUCUAACCUCCCACUGCAGUGCCAAAUGGGCAACCUAAAAUACUGUCUCUCAGGAGUGGCAUUUUGGACUGCAGGGGGAAGGGGGGGAAGACGAGAAAGUCACAUUCUGCUGAUGAGAAUCCUUCUGUUGGUGGAAAUGCUCCAUGGGAUCUUCCGUCUCCAUCUCCAGCCUUUGUUCCAGCAGUCUAUCCUUAUACUUCAUUCUUUCCAUUUUUUAAAAUGUAAGAAAAAGUCUUUUCUGUCUUUUAAACAUAUGGAUCCCCGAUGUGGUUAUGGGGGAGAAAGCUGAAUAUUUUUUAGCUUAGAUGACAGCAGAAUAGGAGGCUUUUGUUCUUUGUCUGCCAAAAAGAAGCAUCUUGGGCAAGAAUGCAUAGUAAUACCUCACUAUUUUAGUUUCUUUUUAGAAGCAUAUUCUAGGGAGGAAAGAUUGUGUUGUCUCAGUUCAAAGAAAUACUGCAUCUUAUCUGCCUGAUUAUGAAGAUCCCUCAUUUCUAGCAAUCAGCCAUAAUUCUGAUCAUAUAUCAAAGAGGAAUUUUAAAAUGGCCCUUUCAUCACUUACAUUUUUACUGUUAUGAACAAAUGGCCUUUUUAGCAAUUUUCAGCUUGGCAUUGCAAAUUUAAAUCAUGUAUGCUGGAGAAAUUGCAUGGUUCUGGUGUCUUAGAAUCGGAAUACCUUGCUACCAUCCUUGCUGCAUACUUUGUUGUGAGUUGGUCUGGGGGUGAUAGGGAUGACAAACUCAGAGGUGGGAGUAGCCUUCAGUUUUUAUCUAGAUCAGUCGUUUUUGCGAAUUUCCUAGAAAAUGUGGGAGAAGAUGUGACGGGGAACUUGGCCACCAUUACUAAUCUUCUGCAACAUACCUGGGAAUGUUGAAUGAGUGUACGUAGAGCAACAAUGAAGCCCAGCAGGCCUGGAUAUCAUCCUCUGUGAAGCAACCAUGCAUGCACCCACAAAUCCUUUACAACAUGCAAGGGUUCUUUAGUUGUAGGCGCUCCUGAUUGGUAGAAAGUUUGAUAGCCAUUGCUCAAGAACUCCCCUAGAAUAUUCAGAAGGUUCAUGUGGUUCAAUUUCAGUACAAAUGUGUUUUCCCUCCUCCCAUAAAAUAUUUACCAAUAAGAGCACUGUUUGUCAUGACUAUGAGUCUGUAGUGGGGCAUGGAUAGUUCAAGUGGGGCGGAUACAUUUGUUCCAGCACCCCUAUGCGACAAUCACCCAACAACAAUGAAAAAGAAAGCCAAAAAACCUCCAAGAAUGAGUUGAAAUACAUGGUUUUAGACCUUCCUGAUUGCUUUUCUCAUCAUGCUCCAUGUUUUUUUCACUCCCAUUUAAGUCACUGGAUUAAGAUCAGGGCAGUUGGACUAGCCUGCUUUGCCUCCUCAGAGUAGGCACACCUGAGUCUUCUGAGGCCCUUUGCAGGAAGUAAAGGUGACCACGUCUGAACCCUGCAUCCUUUUGCUUCCAUUUGAUUGUAAAUACUGGAAUUCUUGAAAGAAAUGGUUGUUGGACAGGGCAAGGAGGCGAAGAUCUCUUUGGAUCUGGAGGAGAAGGGUUUUUUUCAUGCUGAUUACCUUUGUCCAGCACCUUUAUGUCAUUGCUUAGAUUAGAAUUUGCCCCAGCAAUGUGAAUUGGGCAAUGUGACAGGUCGAAAGAAAUGACUUGUUUGCAUAUCUUUGGGCAAAGAUUUGCGCAUUUAUAGAACAAAAAGAAACCAUUUUUUUAAAUUGGGUGUAUUACUGGAAUGGAGGAGAUAAUCACAGAGUUUAUAAUUAGACUAUGAAAUAGCUCCUCUUUUGAGUUGGCACAAAACGGAAAUAUGAUCUUUUUUGUUGUCCUAGGCCAUAGAUCUUUCCAGCCUAUUUAUUGGUUUGCAUCAUAUCCUGUAGAUUCUUCGGCGCUUGGAGUCGGCAAGCACCUUUGCCUUUUUCAUACACACCUCUGCCCUGCUACUGUCUUUACUAAUUCCCAUCCCUUCUCAUCCUUCCAGUGUUGGUCUACAUUAUGAGUAUAUAAUAUGAAGCCCUGAGCUGUAGGUGUAAAAAGUAACUAUGGAAUGUGAUUUUAGUCCUCUUGUGGAAGCUUUAUUCUUUCUUUUUUUUCCUUUUCUUCCUUUCUCUAUCCCCUUCUCCACUCUUCUUUUGGCUCAGUGGAAAAGGUGAGGACAAAGACUUGCCGCUUGCUUGGAGUCAUGAUGAUGUUACCCGUGACUGCGCUAUUAGCUGUCUCCUCCCUCCCCUUCUCUUCCCCACCCCUCCAAUGGAUAUAAGAUUUUCUGAAGUGUGGAAUUACCUUUCUUGAUAAGUAGGUUUAAAAAAAAAUGCACAACGUGGUACUGUUUCAUAGUUCCUAGAUGGUUGUAUUUAAAAAAAGUUAAUGUGGUUUCUGUGUUUUUAAAGAAAAAAAAACAGUGAUUGGUUUAUUAAUCUGUCCUUUUUCAUUAUUACAAGCUUUGUUUUCCAAUGA